Messenger RNA from Meira miltonrushii, 1210 nucleotides. Its product is annotated as PHP domain-like protein. NCBI's taxonomy places the organism in Eukaryota, Fungi, Basidiomycota, Exobasidiomycetes, Exobasidiales, Brachybasidiaceae. The record is from RefSeq and is a predicted model, not a curated record. The transcript has a single exon. Gene Ontology annotation, molecular function: RNA binding. Gene Ontology annotation, biological process: tRNA processing. Bases 24 to 1091 code for a protein of 355 amino acids. Gene Ontology annotation, cellular component: nucleolar ribonuclease P complex.
ACUUUAGCAUAGGUCACCUGGAGAUGUUUCAUGAUUUGAACAUCUUAUGGCCUGUGCCAUUUGCAACUCAGAAGGGUGGUGCAGCAGGAACGGGAGGGAAGAAAGGGAAGGAAAACAAAGGUGGCAGUGGUUCAGGACAAAGUUCAAAAGUAGACGCAAAGGACAUCUUGGUAGGACGACAGAGAGAUGAUCUACGAUCUUUGACGAUGGAUGCGGCAGAUCUAGGAUUUCACACAAUCGCUUAUAACUUUAUCGUUCGAUCUCGAUUCGAUGGGGCUAUACAUAGCAACCCAUUCGCUGCAGAACAACAGUUGGAUCAGUUCAACGUUCCUUUUCCCGAUCUUGAAACUAGAAAUAAGAAAGGCAAACAAGCUAUAAGUCCUGACUCAACAGUCCGACAAUUGACAAGGAUGACAUUGGUGUUGGAUGAAGAUUCGAUGGGAAAGCAUGGUCAUGGCCUGACAAACACCAAUCAGACAGCUCUUAUGGGAUACGACCUUUUAUCCGCCCAGCCUUGCAAUGAUCAAUCAUUCUCGACAUUAUGCCUCUCUUUGACAGAAUUGAAACCAUUCAGUAUAGAUAUCAUCACGUUGGAUUUUGCUUCCCAUUCAAGAGCGCCAUUCUAUAUGAAGAGAUCAUUGGUCAAUGCUGCAAUUCAAAAUGGUGCUGUAUUUGAAGUAUGUUAUUCACGUGCUGUAAGUGGGGUAAACAAUGGAGAAGAUGCAAAAGCAAGAAGGAAUAUCAUUUCAUCCACUCGAGAAUUGAUGCGAAUGACAAACGGAAAAGGGAUUAUUAUCAGUAGUGGUGCAUCAGAUUUGAUGGGUUUACGUGGACCGUAUGAUGUGAUCAACUUUGCGUCCGUGCUUGGAAUGAAUCCAAUGGCGGCCAAAGAUGCAAUCACUUCAACCUGUCGAUCAUUGCUAUUACGUGCAGAGACACGGAAAACUUUUCGUGGGGUUGUGGGAAGUGUUGAAGUUGUUAUGCCAACCAAUACAGGGGUAAGCAAACGAAAAGAUCGAGAGGAUGAACCAAUAAAGGAAAAGGAAGAAAUCGGAAUCACAAUGGGAAAGAAGAAGAAGUCUAAGAAGUAGGAACGCGUAAUUGUAUUGAUGUGUACCAUUAGUGUAUUGUUUAUAAGAAUGAAUAUCGCCAUGUUCAUCAUGCAGAGGGGGUUUAUUAUGCACGAGAAGAAUAAAUGGAAAAAUGAUUA